This is a messenger RNA of Penicillium daleae, 1929 nucleotides long. RefSeq lists its product as uncharacterized. The coding region runs from base 1 to 1929 and encodes 642 amino acids. Lineage: Eukaryota; Fungi; Ascomycota; Eurotiomycetes; Eurotiales; Aspergillaceae. The record is from RefSeq and is a predicted model, not a curated record. The transcript has 2 exons.
AUGAAAUUCGACCCGCAUCCUUUACCCUUGUUCCCGGACUUGGGAAGCGCCGAGGACAUUGCGUCUCAUCUGAACCAGGACCAGCAACUGUGUCGUGAUAAAAAGCGACCGAGCAGCCUUGCCCUGCAGCUAUCCAAAACACCACCAGGGUUCUUGAACGAAGUAUCGUGGCAUCUUACCCCUCAAAAAGAGCUGUCUAAAGAGCUUCGAAUGGGCCGAUGCAAGAGUAUCAUCGAAGGGAUCAAGGACUACUUGGAUCAACUCGACAACCCCAGCGCAGACGAGGCCGAAGCGAUAGCUGUGCGUCUCAGACAAGAUCAACAGCUAUGCCGACAGAAGAAGGUUCCUAGCACUCUCGCCUGUCGUCUGCCAAACGCAAAGUCUUCUCUCUUUGAUGCAGUUGCCUGGCAUCUCACACCUCACGUCGACGUCCCGAAGGCCCUUCGAUCAAAACGAUGCGAAAGCAUCAUCGAAGGAAUCAAGGCUUAUAUCGGUCAACUAGACAGUAUCGAAGGUGACGCCGAUGAGGGCGCCUUGGCAGCACUCAAAGUACUGGAGUAUCUUCAGGCGAAUGACUCGGUGUCGCAAAUCACGCCCUCAAGUUCGUUGACGGAAGUCCUUGCGGCAGUACGGGCCCAAAUCUCAGUGGACAACAAUACCCGCGUCGAAUACGUCAAACAAGCGCGCAAAGCUAAGGGCGAAGAGCAAAAGACGAAAACCCGGCGAUGCUACAUGUGUCGCCAGACGUGCACCAUCCUCAACGUCCACGACCUGUACCCCUCUCUGUGUCGCCCCUGCGGGGCCUUCAAUCUCGGUUCUUCACAAUUGUCACAGCCUGGGAAGUUGGAUGUCACCGGAAGAACUGCCCUUGUCACUGGUGGAAGAAUUAAUCUUGGAUACCAUACGGCUCUGAGGUUGCUCCGCUGUGGUGCAAAUGUGAUCGUGUCCUCUCGUUAUCCUGCUGACGCGGCAGAUCGAUAUUCCAAGGAGGCCGAUUUCACGCAGUGGGAAUCAAGACUAAAGGUUGCCGGCGCUGAUUUUCGGACGGCGCAGGAUGCCUUCCGGCUGGUUCAUGUGGUGAAGGAGCUGUUGAGGUCUUGGAAUGGAGAAACCGGGCCGACGGAGCGGGGAAACCUCGAUAUCCUGAUUAACAAUGCGGCGCAGACCUUGACAGAUCCAGUGAAAAUAGAACUGGUAGCUAUAUCUCGCGAGGACCAGUUGAGAGAGCUCGCAUCAACCAAGACAUUGUUAGCGGGUUGUGUUGGCAAUGCCUAUCAGCCCAGAAUCAGGGGCGGUGUGCAAGAAUCUUGGGUCUCGCGUAUUGAGAACAAAGCCGAGCAAUUGCGAAUCGACAACGGAAAUAAGACUGAAGAAAGUGCCGUGACUCAUCAGGGCCUCCCUAUAACCGGCUAUCAAGAUCCUAACAAGUCAUCAUGGGUGCAGUCUCUCCAGGAGAUCCCGUACGAAGAUCUCAUCAACGCACAUUCCGUGAACGCCUUUGUCCCACUGAUUUUGUGUCGCGAACUACUCCCUUGCAUGGGAGCCUAUGAUGCCAGAUCAAUCACCAAGCCGCUGGGAUAUAUUGUCAAUGUCUCAUCGCGAGAAGGUAUUCUCGAGGAUACGCCCAACUCCCGCAGCAAAUCCGGCCAUCACGUCCACACGAACAUGUCCAAGGCGGCGAUCAAUAUGAUCACCGAAACAGAAGCGAUGCCGGCGUGGAGGAAUCGCCGCGUGGCUAUGAAUUCAGUGGAUCCAGGGUACAUGAGUGCGGCUCCAGAGUGGCAGAGAGACGAGGGAUGCCCCAUCGGCUUUGAGGAUGGCGCUGCUCGCAUACUGUGGCCAAUUGUUGUGGGGGAACGGGAAGGCAGGGUGAUCGCCGGUCGAUUUCUAAAGCAUUUUGAGCAAGGAGCAGCGGUGAUCAGGCGAUGA